AGCAAAGCACUGGGAAGUGUUUUCAACUCAAUGUGUUAGCAGUGCUGUUUAUUUUUUUAUUUCUUUUUUUUUUUUUUUACUUUGCUGCUCGUUUUCUGAAUGCUCGCCGCAUUUUUUAACAAAAAGACCAAGCGUCGUCCUCUUACCUACGAAGAAAAAGAAACCAAAGAACGCAACUUCAUAACUUGUUAGCUAGCAUUGUUUGCUAGCUACUAUUGGCUACAUCUAUCCAGUCUGCUAAUAAUCAAGUGCAUCUAACUGAGUAUGGCUGAAAACGCAAACAGUGCAGCGGGUCUUCCUCCAGGAGAUCCUCAGCUAAUCGCACUAAUCGUGGAACAUCUGAAGAACCGAGGUCUUUUCGACGAGUUCAGAAGGGACUGCCUGGCAGACGUGGACACCAAGCCAGCUUAUCAGAAUUUGCGGCAGAAGGUGGACAACUUCGUAGCCAAUCACCUGAGCACGCAGGAGUGGAGUCCCUCCAUCAACAAGAACCAAGUGCGCAAUGGUCUGCGACAGAGCGUAGUACAGUCCGGAAUGUUGGAAUCUGGUGUGGACCGAAUUAUAACUCAGGUGGUGGAUCCUAAGCUGAACCAUAUUUUCCGGCCACACAUUGAGAAAGCUAUCCAUGAAUUCCUGGCCUCAGAGAAGAAAGAAGAAGGAGUGUUGAAUUCAUCAACUGAGACGGAGCAGCAGGAUGCUGCCAGCAACGCCACCACAGCAAAGGCACAAUAAGUAUCGUUUCAGCCCUGUUUCACACAGGUUUCAUAAUUUAGGUGCCAUGUGAUGCCAGCUGUGCUUCUUGGGGAUCAUGACGGCCCGGAGCGUCAGGGUCACUGGCUGAGGAAUUGCACCCAAACUGGAAUUACACUUUGUGUGGGAACAUGCUCAGAUUGAGCUGGACAGACCUUGUGUGUUUGCGUAUGUAAAGCAUAAGAGAAGGAAAUGAUCUUUGGCCUAUGCACCAUAUGUGUGUGUGUGUGUGAAAUCAUCCAUAAAAUUGGCAUGGGUGAAAGAAGAAUGGAAUAUCUUGUUUAAAUGAUGUCAUGUAAAUGAAUAGUUUUUGUGAUGAGGAAUCUGAACACAAUCUGACAUUUCACAUUUGUGAAAUGCUUCCUUUUUUCGCUUGUAACAGGGUACACAGGGACAUGCUUCUACGAAUAAAUAUUACAUACUGGGAA
Pangasianodon hypophthalmus (striped catfish) is the source of this 1178-nucleotide messenger RNA. RefSeq names its product biorientation of chromosomes in cell division 1 (gene bod1). The record is from RefSeq and is a predicted model, not a curated record. The transcript has 4 exons. Lineage: Eukaryota; Metazoa; Chordata; Actinopteri; Siluriformes; Pangasiidae. The coding region runs from base 265 to 732 and encodes 155 amino acids.